Molecule: messenger RNA, 2382 nt
Organism: Homo sapiens (human)
Lineage: Eukaryota; Metazoa; Chordata; Mammalia; Primates; Hominidae
Gene: GHITM
Product: growth hormone inducible transmembrane protein
Exons: 9
Coding region: 125-1162 (345 amino acids)
Biological process (GO): inner mitochondrial membrane organization; proton transmembrane transport; mitochondrial potassium ion transmembrane transport
Cellular component (GO): mitochondrial inner membrane
Source: RefSeq, marked validated
AGUGCGCCGGAGGAACUGUGCUCUUUGAGGCCGACGCUAGGGGCCCGGAAGGGAAACUGCGAGGCGAAGGUGACCGGGGACCGAGCAUUUCAGAUCUGCUCGGUAGACCUGGUGCACCACCACCAUGUUGGCUGCAAGGCUGGUGUGUCUCCGGACACUACCUUCUAGGGUUUUCCACCCAGCUUUCACCAAGGCCUCCCCUGUUGUGAAGAAUUCCAUCACGAAGAAUCAAUGGCUGUUAACACCUAGCAGGGAAUAUGCCACCAAAACAAGAAUUGGGAUCCGGCGUGGGAGAACUGGCCAAGAACUCAAAGAGGCAGCAUUGGAACCAUCGAUGGAAAAAAUAUUUAAAAUUGAUCAGAUGGGAAGAUGGUUUGUUGCUGGAGGGGCUGCUGUUGGUCUUGGAGCAUUGUGCUACUAUGGCUUGGGACUGUCUAAUGAGAUUGGAGCUAUUGAAAAGGCUGUAAUUUGGCCUCAGUAUGUCAAGGAUAGAAUUCAUUCCACCUAUAUGUACUUAGCAGGGAGUAUUGGUUUAACAGCUUUGUCUGCCAUAGCAAUCAGCAGAACGCCUGUUCUCAUGAACUUCAUGAUGAGAGGCUCUUGGGUGACAAUUGGUGUGACCUUUGCAGCCAUGGUUGGAGCUGGAAUGCUGGUACGAUCAAUACCAUAUGACCAGAGCCCAGGCCCAAAGCAUCUUGCUUGGUUGCUACAUUCUGGUGUGAUGGGUGCAGUGGUGGCUCCUCUGACAAUAUUAGGGGGUCCUCUUCUCAUCAGAGCUGCAUGGUACACAGCUGGCAUUGUGGGAGGCCUCUCCACUGUGGCCAUGUGUGCGCCCAGUGAAAAGUUUCUGAACAUGGGUGCACCCCUGGGAGUGGGCCUGGGUCUCGUCUUUGUGUCCUCAUUGGGAUCUAUGUUUCUUCCACCUACCACCGUGGCUGGUGCCACUCUUUACUCAGUGGCAAUGUACGGUGGAUUAGUUCUUUUCAGCAUGUUCCUUCUGUAUGAUACCCAGAAAGUAAUCAAGCGUGCAGAAGUAUCACCAAUGUAUGGAGUUCAAAAAUAUGAUCCCAUUAACUCGAUGCUGAGUAUCUACAUGGAUACAUUAAAUAUAUUUAUGCGAGUUGCAACUAUGCUGGCAACUGGAGGCAACAGAAAGAAAUGAAGUGACUCAGCUUCUGGCUUCUCUGCUACAUCAAAUAUCUUGUUUAAUGGGGCAGAUAUGCAUUAAAUAGUUUGUACAAGCAGCUUUCGUUGAAGUUUAGAAGAUAAGAAACAUGUCAUCAUAUUUAAAUGUUCCGGUAAUGUGAUGCCUCAGGUCUGCCUUUUUUUCUGGAGAAUAAAUGCAGUAAUCCUCUCCCAAAUAAGCACACACAUUUUCAAUUCUCAUGUUUGAGUGAUUUUAAAAUGUUUUGGUGAAUGUGAAAACUAAAGUUUGUGUCAUGAGAAUGUAAGUCUUUUUUCUACUUUAAAAUUUAGUAGGUUCACUGAGUAACUAAAAUUUAGCAAACCUGUGUUUGCAUAUUUUUUUGGAGUGCAGAAUAUUGUAAUUAAUGUCAUAAGUGAUUUGGAGCUUUGGUAAAGGGACCAGAGAGAAGGAGUCACCUGCAGUCUUUUGUUUUUUUAAAUACUUAGAACUUAGCACUUGUGUUAUUGAUUAGUGAGGAGCCAGUAAGAAACAUCUGGGUAUUUGGAAACAAGUGGUCAUUGUUACAUUCAUCUGCUGAACUUAACAAAACUGUUCAUCCUGAAACAGGCACAGGUGAUGCAUUCUCCUGCUGUUGCUUCUCAGUGCUCUCUUUCCAAUAUAGAUGUGGUCAUGUUUGACUUGUACAGAAUGUUAAUCAUACAGAGAAUCCUUGAUGGAAUUAUAUAUGUGUGUUUUACUUUUGAAUGUUACAAAAGGAAAUAACUUUAAAACUAUUCUCAAGAGAAAAUAUUCAAAGCAUGAAAUAUGUUGCUUUUUCCAGAAUACAAACAGUAUACUCAUGAUUGCUAAGUGUUUUUUUAUUUUUGCAUAUUUAUUGAACUGUCUAAUUGAAUACAGCUUGCUCUUGUCACCUCUUCAAGCUUUCAAGCCUUUAUAGAAAAGCUUCUUUGUGGCUUACACUGGAAAUUAUGAAAGCAGUUUUUCUCCUAAGACUUUUGGUUUCUCGCAUUGCCUCUCAGACUAAGCACUAAAAAGCAAAGCAAAACAGAACUAGUUCUGUCUUAAUGAAAUAUAUCAACCCAAAAGUGUAAUGAGGAAAAUGCUUCAUUAGUUUCCCCUAGCAGACUUUUACUUCUCUUACACUGCUACACCAUUACUUUCUUGAGACAUUUGUAAGUUCUUUGAUACAGAAGAGUUAUAUUUAGAAGUCUUUAAUGAAGGGAAAGAAGUCUGUA